Molecule: messenger RNA, 1089 nt
Organism: Asparagus officinalis (garden asparagus)
Lineage: Eukaryota; Viridiplantae; Streptophyta; Magnoliopsida; Asparagales; Asparagaceae
Product: arogenate dehydrogenase 2, chloroplastic-like
Exons: 9
Coding region: 1-1089 (362 amino acids)
Biological process (GO): L-tyrosine biosynthetic process
Molecular function (GO): arogenate dehydrogenase (NADP+) activity; NAD+ binding; prephenate dehydrogenase (NADP+) activity
Source: RefSeq, a predicted model, not a curated record
AUGUAUAUUGAUAGAAAUGCCAAGUUCUAUGGCAAUGCAAUGUUGUAUGGUGUAUGUAGAUUGUCUGGAAAUGUUGUAUGUGUUGGAAAUAUGAUAGUCUGGAAAUGUUGUAUGCGCUGGAAAUAUGGUAUGUUGUAUGUAUGUUCUGUGGCAAUGCAAUGUUGUAUGUUGUAUGUGCUGGGAAUGUUGAAUAUAUUGAUAGAAAUGCCAAGUCCUCCUCCACUGAAGGUUGCCGUCGUAGGGUUUGGAAACUUCGGUCAGUUCAUUGCCCAAGGGCUUCGACGGCAGGGUCACAUCGUACUGGCUACAUCAAGAUCAGACUACUCAGAAUACUGUAACUCGCACGGAAUGCAUUUCUUUCGGAGUAUGGAUGAGAUGUGUGAAGAGCAGCCGGAUAUUAUAUUAAUAUGUAGCUCUAUACUUUCGACGGAGACUGUGGUUCGUUCGAUUCCGUUCCGUAAGCUCAAGGCUGACACCAUUUUUGCGGAUGUUCUUUCUGUUAAACAAUUUCCCAGAAAUCUUUUUCUUGAGGUCCUUCCUCCUGAAUUUGGAGUUGUUUGCACUCACCCUAUGUUCGGACCAGAGAGUGGGAAGAAUGGAUGGAAUGAGUUGCCAUUUGUUUACGAAGAGGUGAGGAUUUCUGAGGGAGAACAAGCUCACAAAUGUGCUCAGUUCUUGAGGAUUUUUGAAGAUGAGGGUUGCAGAAUGGUGGGGAUGUCUUGUGAGGAGCAUGAUCGCCAUGCGGCCGGCAGCCAGUUCAUCACGCACACCAUAGGAAGGAUUCUGUCGCAUUUGAACUUGGAGUCCACGCCCAUCAAUACAAAAGGAUACGAGACCCUCUUGCAUCUGACAGAAAACACUGUAAGCGAUAGUUUUGAUCUUUAUUAUGGACUCUUCAUGUAUAACGUCAACGCUACAGAGCAGAUCGAAAAUCUCAAUAGAGCGUUUGAGACGGUGAAGCAGAAGCUCUUCGGAAGGCUUCAUGACCUACUAAGAAAGCAAAUAGUCGAAAGGGUUCCCAUACAAGGAAAGGCGACAAAGCUGCCAAAGAAACUAAAUCCAAAAACCUUACUUUCUUCCACAAAAUGA